GCCGUGGAGCCGCCCUUUUCCUUAUAAAGCCACCCGGAGCCGCGGUAGCCGCCUCUUCCGAAGCGCCGUAGCUAUUCUACUUCUUCGCUUUUGAAUCCAGAAGAAAGAAGAUGGCGCCCAAGAAGGAUAAGGCCGCACCCCCGUCCUCGAAGCCGGCUAAAUCCGGUGGAGGCAAGCAGAAGAAGAAGAAGUGGAGCAAGGGAAAGCAGAAGGAGAAGGUGAACAAUGCGGUCCUCUUUGACCAGGCGAGCUACGAUAAGAUGCUCUCCGAGGUUCCCAAGUUCAAGCAGAUUACUCCUUCCGUGCUCUCCGAGAGAUUGCGGGUUAAUGGAUCACUAGCAAGGAGAGCAAUAAAGGAUUUGAUGGCAAGGGGUGCUAUCAGGAUGGUAUCUGCUCAUGCAAGCCAACAAAUCUACACCAGAGCUACUAAUACCUAGGAGAACUUUAGUCUCCCCAGAGUUUCUAUGAAUAGGUACUUAUUCUGUACUUGGUUAUUGGAUGUUUCGUAACUGAGUAGUUAUCACUUUGGUUUUUGUUGCUUUGUUAAGACAAAGCUCUUAUUUCAGAGUUGAGCCUCAUGCUUCAUUUUGUAUCAAUUUAGUUGGAUAAAUUAUUAUAUUGUUAAUCUAAACAUUCCUAGA
This is a messenger RNA of Musa acuminata AAA Group (dessert banana), 641 nucleotides long. RefSeq names its product small ribosomal subunit protein eS25w. Gene Ontology annotation, molecular function: structural constituent of ribosome. The transcript is spliced from 4 exons. Gene Ontology annotation, cellular component: cytosolic small ribosomal subunit. Lineage: Eukaryota; Viridiplantae; Streptophyta; Magnoliopsida; Zingiberales; Musaceae. The coding region runs from base 111 to 437 and encodes 108 amino acids. The record is from RefSeq and is a predicted model, not a curated record.